AUCGCCGCGGCUCCCUCUCGCCGGCUGCAGAAAGAAAGGAAGAAAGGAGAAACCCUUGCAGCCCCAAGAAAGAGAGAAGCUCCGCCGAGGCGCCGCCGCGAAGAUGGUGAAGUUCCUGAAGCCCGGGAAGGCGGUGAUCGUGCUCCAGGGCCGGUACGCCGGCCGGAAGGCCGUCAUCAUCCGGAACUUCGACGACGGCACGCGGGACCGCCCCUACGGCCACUGCCUCGUCGCCGGGAUCAAGAAGUACCCGAGCAAGGUCAUCAAGAAGGACUCGACCAAGAAGACGGGCAAGAAGUCGCGGGUGAAGACGUUCGUGAAGCUCGUCAACUACCGGCACCUGAUGCCCACCCGCUACACCCUCGACGUCGACCUCAAGGACGUUGUCAACCCGGACUGCCUCCAAAGCAAGGACAAGAAGGUCACCGCCGCCAAGGAGACCAAGAAGAGGCUCGAGGAGAGGUUCAAGACGGGCAAGAACAGGUGGUUCUUUACCAAGCUCAGGUUCUGAUUUCGAGAAAUGGGUGUCUGUGUUAGGGGCAAGAUUUCGAGUUUCAUCCUUUUGUCUUUUUUUACUAUAUAUGGAUUGAGCGAAUUGGUGGACCUGGAUUGGAUUGUAGUGGUUUAUUCUGGAGCUUGACCCUCUCUUUCAAUUUUGGAUAUGCUGUUACUAUUAGUGUUCUUGGCUUUUGGAUCUGCUUCGUAUUUGACAAGAGUAUUUCCUG
Molecule: messenger RNA, 725 nt
Organism: Eucalyptus grandis
Lineage: Eukaryota; Viridiplantae; Streptophyta; Magnoliopsida; Myrtales; Myrtaceae
Product: 60S ribosomal protein L27
Exons: 1
Coding region: 104-511 (135 amino acids)
Biological process (GO): translation
Cellular component (GO): cytosolic large ribosomal subunit; ribosome
Molecular function (GO): structural constituent of ribosome
Source: RefSeq, a predicted model, not a curated record